CGUGUAAAACAGUGUAAAUGGAAACGUCGCCGUCGUGAAAAUUAUUCGAUUCAUUGUUUUGAACUACCUACUACCCAUUACGUGCUCGAAAAUGCUUGAUAAUGGAGUUUAUCUUUUUUCAAUAGAUAUCCAGCACCACGCGAUCUAUCAGCAGAUUAGAAGAAUCAGUAAGAAAUUGGAGUGUAGCUACAGCUGUAUAGUGGAUUGACCUAGAAGCCAGGUGACAACGACAAGGCCUGCCCGUGAACCAGGAAGUAUUCUCAAGGUCGAACUGGGGCAUGCGCGGUUCACACCCCUCAAUACCGACAACUUUGUCACGUGGCUCAGUCGGCCCAUCUUACUAUAAGUACACGAUUGUGUAUUAUUAGGAAAGUGUUUUUCUGUGAUAAAAGUACUCUAUAAUCAUAUUCUGCUAUGGAAAUUACUUUGUAACUAUUGUGAAAACAGGAAAUUAUGUUUAUAUAGAAUCGGUAACCAUGGCUCAGAAACGCGAACUUGACUUUAACCCUGCUUGCAAGGUUGCAUUGUGUAUUACUAAGACCACCCCUAAAAACGCGAAGAGUUUUCCUCGAAGCCCCUGCUUCCAAAUUAAGGAGCCUGCCUUUCUUGUGCCUAUGUUAGAUAUAAUAAUAAUGUUAGUCGGUAAGUAUCACUAAUAACUAUGUUACCAAAAAAUGUGAACGUUAAGAGACAAUUAAUUAUACAAACUAUUGACAAUGUUAAAUAAAAACAGUGCAUACAAACAAUGAGACUUUUAAUUAUUUAAUAACAAUGAGUGGGUUGGUGUUGGGUGAGGCUACCAGCUCCUCGACUUCCGAUGAAGAUGACGACCUAUACGUGUUUAAGGAGGAGCCUUGUUCUCCGGUAGCAAGCUACUCCUCAGAUCCUCUACAAUACACUGUAGAAAGUAGUAACUCGACCACAGUCAACAAGACAGCAAGCCCUUGCAAGGUGUGCGGUGAUAAAGCCUCUGGCUAUCACUACGGCGUCACGUCAUGCGAGGGAUGCAAGGGGUUCUUUCGCCGCAGCAUCCAGAAGCAGAUUGAAUACCGUUGCCUCCGUGACGGCAAGUGUCUUGUUAUCAGACUGAACAGAAAUCGUUGCCAGUUCUGCAGAUUCAAAAAGUGUCUAGCAGUUGGCAUGAGCCGUGACUCCGUGAGAUACGGCCGAGUCCCCAAGCGUCCCCGAGAAGCCGUCGUCGCCGAAGUGAAGUUAGAGCCGGCCGCUGCCUACGCCGCUAACGUAGAGGUGAUCCCGCCGCCCGAAACCAUGGAGACGGAGCCCGCGCGCCCGGAGAUGUCCAGCGAGGAGCUGGUGAAGCUGAUCACGACAGCGCACCGCAAAACCAACACCUACACGGAGGAGCUGCAUGUGCCACUGCCACGCGACGUCUACAUGCGAAUCCAUGACGACUCUGAAGGCAGUGGCGGCGAGGACGUGGCGUCGUCGAGCACUGACGCCGUGACCGACAUGCGCUCUAUACUGUGGCACAGAUUCGCGCAGCAGAUGACUCCCGCCAUCCCUCUAGUGGUCGAGUUCGCCAAGCGACUGCCCGGCUUCUUCAGCCUCCCGCAAGAUGACCAUCUCAUCCUCAUUAAGCAAGGGUUCUUCGAAGUCUGGCUGACUCGUGUGACCGACCACUCUACUCAGGAAUGCAUCAUGUUCGAGAAUGGCACUACAUUUACCUAUCAGGAGCUGAUGGUGAUGUAUGAUCAACCAUUUGCGUCGGCACUGAUGACGUACAUUUGGAAAAUUCUGAGGAUGCAGAUCACCGAGGAAGAGAUGGCCUUGUACACCAGCACCCUGCUGAUGUGCCCGCACCGCGUCGGCCUCAGCACCCCCGAUCGCAUCAGUGGUCUGCAGCAAACCUUGAACGACGCACUCAUAAAUAACAUGAUAACCAACGGAGGUGGUCCUGAGGCGACAGCCAUUGCCCGCGCCCGCUACGAAGCCUUCGCUGCGGCCAGGAACGAAGUCCGCCUCAUAGGGGCCCGACAUCACGUUCUUCUCUCGUAUCCUCGAGAACGCUGGCCACGCCUGUUGCUGCCUGAUCUGUUCAUAGAGAUAUUUGAUAUUCCGAGGUACGAAGAUCAGAACACUGAAGCAGUUGCGGCAGCGUCGACUUCGGCGGUGACUACGUCGACGGCGGUGGUUGUGGCGCCGGUCGCUCAGUCCUCCCAAUCCCCUCACUCCUCUCAGACUCCGCAGGUCCCGCAGCGGGGCUAGUUCACGACAACAGUAGGAUGCAAUGUCAACAUCGAUGAAGAAGGCUUGACUGAUGAACUUAUUGGAAAUAUUAUUUUAUAACAUUUUAGGAUAACCUAUUGCGCCAAAGUUUCUAUCCACAGAUUUUCUAACCAUGAACAGCAUUGAAAGUAUUUGAUAGUCAGAGCCCUACACAUUCAAUGCCAAGCAAAUUAUGGCUUCUCUCUUAAUUGCAACACAGUCUCUGAAAGUUUCAUUUUACCGUACAAGGCCGAAAGGUUUUCAGAGGAAAAUGUUUAUAUAAUAUUUUAGGAUAUUCAAAAUUUUUAGGUACCAUUUUCUUUAGCCGAUAUUUAGUAUUAUUUAUUACUUGAAUGAUUGGAUGACGCCCAGAAUACGGUGUACGUAUAUAACGUGGAAUAUCGAAGACGGUGCAUUGUCGCCGCCAACUAUAAGUACCAUGAAUAGUAAAUAUGGACAAGGCCUUAACCCUGGUAGUCAUUUGGAUAGGCAGUCAAUUUA
Messenger RNA from Helicoverpa zea (corn earworm), 2727 nucleotides. RefSeq names its product ecdysone-induced protein 78C-like. The record is from RefSeq and is a predicted model, not a curated record. Bases 772 to 2226 code for a protein of 484 amino acids. Gene Ontology annotation, molecular function: sequence-specific DNA binding; nuclear receptor activity; zinc ion binding. The transcript is spliced from 10 exons. Lineage: Eukaryota; Metazoa; Arthropoda; Insecta; Lepidoptera; Noctuidae. Gene Ontology annotation, biological process: regulation of DNA-templated transcription.